CGCGCCGCUCGCGCAGUCGCUCCCGCUCGGGCGCACCGCCCGCGCCCAAGAAGAAGAUGGGCUCGAGUUCGCGUGGCGUGAGCCGCAGCUUCCUGGAGAAGCUGGCGGGUUAUUCCUUCGAGAAGCCGGGGGAGUCAAAACCGCCCGUCAGCCGCAGCCCCAGCCGCAGCUCGAGUCGCUCGCCUUCGCCCAAGAAGAAGUCGCGCGCUCGCUCCAAGUCACCGGCCAGCUCAGCAUCGUCGCGCUCAGCCAGCCCGGCGCCGGCGCGGCCGAGGCGCUCGCGCUCCGAGAGCCCGGAGACCCUGCGGCGUGCCAUCUUGGCGCGCAUGGCCAGCCGCGAGGCCGAUAAGAAGCAGGCUCGGUCGGCGGGCGGCGGCCGCUCGCCGUCCGGCUCCGACUGAGGGUACGUGAGCCGCCCCACCGCCGCGCCUGUACAUAGACAUCCCAGCCGACUAGCGGCGCUGCAGUUCGGCCGCUCAUCAAGUUCAUGUGCCCGGCUGGACGGCCGCAUGGCUGCAGGGGUGAAAGUGUGAAUGGGGAGACGGGCCGUUCCGGAGAAGGGACGCACCCUGUGGGAAUGUGCUGGGUCCUUAAUUGCGCGGCCGUUGAAGUAACCGGCGGUUGACGCAUCCAACGUUCGUGGGCGAGGCAUUCACAGUCCCGGUUGAACUGUUCUCACUGUAGAUGUCUGUCGUCGUGGGCCGCUCUGGUCAGGCGAACGACCCCUCUGCGUGUAACGUACGAGACCUCCCCGUGUAGCUGUUCGUAAACGCGUUGUCAGCAUUUGUAGGUCAAGGCAGACAUGCAGCUGACCUUCCGAUACUAUUAUGUAGGCUGACGUGGUGUAUUGUGUUGUUUGAGGUACUCAAUACACCAUCAGAUAUCA
Molecule: messenger RNA, 886 nt
Organism: Pollicipes pollicipes
Lineage: Eukaryota; Metazoa; Arthropoda; Thecostraca; Pollicipedomorpha; Pollicipedidae
Product: serine/arginine repetitive matrix protein 5
Exons: 1
Coding region: 57-401 (114 amino acids)
Source: RefSeq, a predicted model, not a curated record